Messenger RNA from Teleopsis dalmanni, 1609 nucleotides. RefSeq names its product glycine-rich cell wall structural protein-like. The record is from RefSeq and is a predicted model, not a curated record. The transcript is spliced from 2 exons. The coding region runs from base 1 to 1470 and encodes 489 amino acids. NCBI's taxonomy places the organism in Eukaryota, Metazoa, Arthropoda, Insecta, Diptera, Diopsidae.
AUGGCGAAGUGGUUAAUUUUGAGUGUGUUGUUGGUCGCCAGCAGUUCAGUGUAUGGAAAACCUACAUUUGGAAAAGAGCACGUACAUAUUCGUAUACAUCUGCCUGAAGGCGGUGGCGGCGGUGGUGGUGGCGGAGGUUAUGGCGGUGGUUUCGGUGGCCAUGUGGAGCACCAUGGUGGCGGCGGCGGUGGUGGACAUGGCGGUGAUAUUAUUGGUCCGUUAACUGGCGGUUUAAUAGGAGGUGGACUUAUAAGCGAUGGCGGUCAUGGACAUGGCGGCGGUGGUCAUGGCGGUUUUGGCGGCGGUCAUGGCGGAGGUCACGAGACUAUUGUAAUUGCUGAUGGUGGUCAUGGAGGUGGUUUUGGCGGUGGUCAUGGUGGCGGUCAUGGCGGUGGACAUGGUGGUGGUCAUGGCGGUGGUCAUGAGACUAUUGUAAUUGCUGACGGUGGCCAUGGAGGUGGUUUCGGCGGUGGUCAUGGUGGCGGUCAUGGCGGUGGACAUGGCGGUGGUUACGGCGGUGGUCAUGGCGGUGGGCACGGCGGUGGUCAUGAAACAAUUGUUAUUGCUGAUGGUGGCCAUGGAGGUGGUUUCGGCGGUGGUCAUGGUGGCGGUCAUGGUGGCGGUCACGGUGGCGGUCACGGUGGUGGACAUGGUGGUGGUCACAGUUUCGGAGGUAGUACCGGACAAGUUGAUACCUAUGCUAUAAUUCAGGAAAGUCAUGGAUCUGCUGGAGGUCACGGAGGUGGCGGUUAUAGCUUUGGUGGAGGUCAUGGUGGAGGUGAUCACGGCCAUGCAGGAGGUGGAUCACAUUCGAUUGCGAAUAUUGCUGCUUUAGCAGCCGCAAGCAGUGUAGGCUCUUCACAUGACGCUCAUGGAGGUUCACAUGGUGGCAUCAGUGCCGGUUAUGGAGGUGGUCAUGAUGACGGUCAUUUAGCAGCUAUUGCAGCAGCAGCAGGUGCAUCUUCUUCUGGACACUCUGAUAGUUACAGUACUGGUUACAGCAGUGGUGGUGGUAGCUCACACUCUGUUGCAAAUAUUGCUGCUAUUGCUGCAACUGCUGGUGGUUCAUCACAUGGUGGAGCUAGUGGUUAUGGUGGCAGUAGUUUCGGUGGCGGCUAUGGUGGAGGACAUGAUGAUUCCAAAAUCGCAGCUAUAGCAGCAACAUCAGGUUCACAAAGUAGCAGUUACAGUAGUGGUUACAGUAGUGGAGGUGGGCAUGAUGCUGGCGGUUAUGCAGGUGGUUACAGUAGCGGUGGAGGUCAUGAUGAUACUGCUGCUGCUAUUCUUGCUACUUCAGGAGGUCAUGGUGGUGGUGGCGGUGGUGGAGGAGGUGGUGGUGGCUAUAACUACGCUCCCACAACUGGAAGUGGUUGGCAGUCUGGAGGUGGUGCCUCCUAUGCUUCAAGCGGUAGUGGUGGUUAUGGUGGUGGCAGCUCUGGCUGGUCAUCAGGAGGAAGUGGCUGGCAAUAAAGCCUUAGACUGUAUGAAAUUACUUUAGGCAAACAUAAAUAUGUGCUACAGAGCGCUAUUCACAUAUUUAUUCUAGUCCACUUUGUGCUCACAUGUAACAUUUUUCGCUACACACCUCGUUUGCUCAUCAAACACAUUU